Messenger RNA from Hippoglossus stenolepis (Pacific halibut), 2804 nucleotides. RefSeq names its product tpd52 like 1 (gene tpd52l1). The transcript is spliced from 11 exons. The record is from RefSeq and is a predicted model, not a curated record. Gene Ontology annotation, biological process: positive regulation of apoptotic signaling pathway; positive regulation of MAP kinase activity. Gene Ontology annotation, cellular component: cytoplasm. NCBI's taxonomy places the organism in Eukaryota, Metazoa, Chordata, Actinopteri, Pleuronectiformes, Pleuronectidae. The coding region runs from base 142 to 1104 and encodes 320 amino acids.
GACAUCCGAGCAGACCCGAGUAAACCCGAGCAGUGAUAAAUACUGACCGAGCCACGGAGCCGGCUGCUGCCGUGCUCUCACUCCCUGUCUGUGUCUGUUACUCCCGAGGAACUCCGAGGAGUUCACCUGCAAGUGUCUAAGAUGGAAACCAGACAACAAGAGCUGUACUCUAGUGUUCUGAGCGAAGGAGCAGUGGUGGACUGGGGCAGCAUGGGUCCCGGAGAGGAGUGGGUUAACUCAGCCACACACGAGGGCGAGCAGGGUGGGAAUGAGGGGAAGCUUGACCCCUCUGCUGAGGAGUCGGUUCAGUGGAACUACGGUGAAGACUCGGCUCCUGGGCUCACAAACGGGGAAAACCCGACAGAAUGGGGUCAAACUUCGCCGCCGAGGGAGGAUCGGUGGGGCCCGACAUCAGUGUCCCACUCGGACAACUGGGUCAUGUCCACCAUUUGGGAUAUGCAACUGAACGGCAGAGAGAGAGGACACCUCGCCGCAGGUUUUCUGGACUCUGAACCACUGAAAGAGGACGAUGAAGAUUUGGUGUCAGAGGUCAACUUGAACAGCUCCAUCAUGACAGAGGAGGAGAGAGAAGAGGCUCAGCAAGAACUGGCCAAACUGGAAGAGGAGAUCAAUACCCUGAGGCAGGUUCUGUCGUCCAAAGAGAAGCAGCACGCAGAGCUCAAACAGAAACUGGGCAUCAGUCCUCUGAGCGAGCUCAGGACCAACUUCAGCAGAGGCUGGCAGGACAUGCAGAGCUCCACGGCAUACAGGAAGACGUCAGAGACGCUUUCCACAGCAGGCCAGAAGACCUCAGCUGCCUUCAGCACCUUCGGCACCACCAUCACCAAGAAGCUUGGAGACAUGAGGUCCAACUCUAUAGGCUACUCUAUCAAACAGUCUAUGAGCAUGCCCACCAUGAGAAACUCUCCCAGCUUCAAGUCUUUUGAGGAGAAAGUUGAAAGUACAGUGUCGACUAUUAAGACAAAGGUUGGUGGCACAGGGGCCGGAGGCAGCUUUGAAGAAGUCCUCUCAUCCGCAGCCAACGCCAGCUCUCAGGACACGCCCACCAACAACCUGACCGACAGCUCGGAGAGGCAGUGCUAGAGCUGCAUCCCAAACCAUGAGGCGGGACUAAAAAACCAGGGGCUGUAUCACUGAUAUAUCACAGCACUUUGUCACAUAUCCACUAAAAGCUCUGACUGAACAGAAUCAUUUUAUUUGAAGUGCUUUAAGACGAUUCGGCAAAAAAAAUCUGAUGAUGUCACUGAGCAUCGUGGGUUUGUUCCUCUGUUGGUGUCAAAUCCCAGCUAGAACCUCAGCUACAAAACCUUUAUCCCUGUUUGUGCUUUGGAAAUCCAUCCAAAGUGGAAAGAGUCUCACUGGACUGAUGACAGUGCUGCUUCACUGUACAACUACCAGUUCACUACAAAACUACAGUUUAGGAUAUUAUUAGAAAUAUGUGUUUGAUUUAAAAGCUUAGUACUUUUGAAACAAUAUGUAUGUAACACCGACUGAUGCCGUAUAAUUGAUUUUACACUAAGACAAGAUAUGUGCUCCUGCAGCGAAUCUGCAGAUUUUAAAAGUCUUAAAAAGCAUGGAAUUCAUUUUAUAUUUCUUCUUCAAAAAGGCCUUAGAAGGUGUUAAAAAGUUUUUAGUUUUUCCCGUCCAUUAGUCCAAAACUCAUUUACUGCUGAAUAUGACCAAAAACACCAAAUACAAAAACACUUUGUAGCUAAAACCAGCAAAUGUUUGACAUUUUUCAUUUAAGAUUUGAUCAUAGCACCUAAAGAUCUUUUUAAAAAUGCAUUCAAACAACUUGUUGAAUGUAAGAAACACGUUUGCUGGAGCCCGUUUUAAUGCUGGAUCAUACCAACGAUAUAUACUCAGUUCGUUCACACUACAAGAAAAACUAGUUUAUACAAGAAGCAAUGAGACACUGUAUUUCACUGCACACGCCACACGUGCAGUGAAAUAUGGACACAUGCUACCUUUUUGUUUAUGAAUAAAUGUAAUGAUGGCGUGAAGUUUUGGUUUUUAAUGACUGUAACAAAAAAAGAAUCUGAUAAAUCACCAAAUAAUGAAAUCUGAUGCUGGAUUUUCUGCAAACAUCUUUGCUCUAAGACGGCUGUGACUGAGGAUAUAUAAUAAGAACUAUAAAGAACUUUUUAACUUUGAGUCAGUAUAGAACGGUGUAGCUGUAUUUGAUCUGAAUAUUCAAAAAAGAAAAAUGUUUUUGUCACCUGCUGCUGAUUCACAGGAUAUACAGGAUAUACAUGUAUUGUACAUAUACUGAGUAUCAGACUGUAACACAACCUGUCACUGUAACGUGACCCUGAAACCCAGCACACUCCGUUACUUACACCAGCUCAGAUCUGAGUUUGAGCACAACUAACCCGUUUAAAGCUGAAAGAGAGUGUUUCAUUUCUACCUUCACUAUGAGAAGGUUGACACCACCAAAGAUAAAGUAAAUACGAUCAUGUCUCUUUUUAACAAAUACUGUCUUUCAUGUGUUAAAGUGAUAAAAAGCCCUGGAUCAUUUCAGUCCGUCCAUGAAACUUUAGGUCAAUAUUCAAAGAACUAAAACCCAGUUUAUAUUUUAUAUUUGUACGUUAACCAUGGCUUAAAAUCAAAUUGUACUCGGAUCGUUUCACAAAAGCUUUUACUAAAACUCCCAAAGACAUAAACUGUGACAUUGACAUAUAACAACAUUGUGUUUAACAUAUUCAGUUGUAUUCUUACAUUUAAUUACAGGCUGUUAUACAUAACUGUUUUUAUGUCUGAAAAUAAAAAUCACUUAAACCAAA